AUAUACCUCAGUGGGUUACAUAUUUUACCAAUGGAUUUGUCUACGUGGCACCAAAUCUCUUCUUGUAACUCCAGUCGCCAUCCUGGACAAGGUGGUGGUGGCAGCAGGAACUGGCCUGAAUGGAGCCAGGAUAGUGCUGGACCAUCACCUUGUCCUUCACCCAUGCCAACGGCUGAUGGGGCUCUAGCCCUCACCCCAGAAAUGACCUCCCAGGUUGGUUUCUGGCCAUUAAUCACCCUAUUUCAGUGCCAACAACUUUGAGCUCACAGGAAGCCGUUGGUGGGGAAAAAAGGGGAAGGAAGACAUUGCGAGAGCAGCAGUGGAGAGCUCGGUGUGGCAGAGGAGGAUGGAGCCGAGCAGUGUCGGGACAAUGCGGCUCUGCUUUGCCGUGCUCUGCUCUGGAGCUGCUUUCGCCCUCAAUGGAGAAGAGCUGAGGCAUCAAAGCACCACGAAGGCUGGUCAUGUUCCAGAGACCAUGGGAGACCCCACCACAACCACCAGGGAUGAAGGCAAGCUGAUGACAUGGCCAAUGGCCAGUCUGACUCCUCUGGUGACUGAGGUCCCUGUCACCACCCUCGUGCCAACACAAACAGGUGCCGCAGAGAACAAAACACAAAACAUGUCAGCUGUUCCCAUCAGGUACUGGUCCCCUGCCAUUUUUGUGGUGGUUGCUCUGCUCGUGCUUUUCUUCACCUACCGGCGGAAAAAGGGGGAAGGGAGCCAGGAUCAAGUUGCCCCCACCAGCGACUCUUCAGAUUUGGGAGCCCUGGACCCACUCCCUAUCCAAGACACCAUCCCAAUAAUUCCUGCUCCCCAGGAGGAGAGAAAGGGGCUGGAGAAACCCCCAGAGGACACCGAAACCAACUUCAGUGAGCCGGACCCCCCAGUGCCACCCCAGCCUGACACCCCCCCAGCUGCUGGUGGUCCCUGCUGUCCUCGGGAGCUGGGGGCUGACUGAGGGGUUCUGGUGGAACCAGUGGCUUCCAGACACCCAGAAGGAGUGCAAGGCCACCCCCGAGGGACAGUAUGGGGAUGAUGGUCCUGGCCUGGAACCAUGUGGGGGCUGCAGGCCACGAGCAUCUUGUGCCACCUCUGCCCUUCCUAUGGAUGCUGGAGCAUCUGCCUGAAUCCCAGAGGAACAGUGACACGUGUGGAACGGGGACCUGUGUGGGACGUGGCCACACGUGUGCCCCGUGUGUGAGGAUGGAGGCUCAAUGCACCUGCAGAGGGCAUGGCUGAGUCAAUAAAGCAGGAUUUCAUCCCAGAA
Molecule: messenger RNA, 1267 nt
Organism: Columba livia (rock pigeon)
Lineage: Eukaryota; Metazoa; Chordata; Aves; Columbiformes; Columbidae
Exons: 7
Coding region: 347-958 (203 amino acids)
Source: RefSeq, a predicted model, not a curated record